Molecule: messenger RNA, 1550 nt
Organism: Girardinichthys multiradiatus
Lineage: Eukaryota; Metazoa; Chordata; Actinopteri; Cyprinodontiformes; Goodeidae
Gene: igsf5b
Product: immunoglobulin superfamily, member 5b
Exons: 11
Coding region: 154-1233 (359 amino acids)
Biological process (GO): cell-cell adhesion
Source: RefSeq, a predicted model, not a curated record
GGAAGAAACAGCAUGGUUAAAAUCCAUCCACUCUGUGUUUUUAUGCACAGGAACACCAGGCCGAGUCACUUUGGACAGGUGUAUUUUGAGGAUUAGAGCUGGAUCUUGGAGGUCUGCCAUUGAACCUUUGACUGACUGGAUUGGCACUUAAACAUGGACAUUCUUCCUCUGUUGGUGCUCUUUCUUUCAUGGCAGACUAAAGCAGUCAGGACGAAGAUGAAGUUGACCCCUGCAAGCCUGAUGGUUGUCCGAGGAGACGAGGCCAAAUUCACGUGCAGCACUUCCUACACUCCUUGGACUGCUAUGACGUGGCUCCUUGGGGAUAGACCUGUACUAACUAUCUCCAAGCAGGACGGUGUUGUGCCCUCUGUCAACCCAAACAUAACAGCUGUGAAAUGCUCGAACUCAAAGACAGACUGCUGGGAGUUUAUCCUGAGGAGCACAGAAAGGAACAACCAAGGACAAGUUACUUGUGAUUUGCAUCUCAUUGAUAGAAAGAUGGCAGAGCUCUUUGUACAAGAAAAGGGCAGCGUGAGAGUUUUUGGAGAGAGCAAGUUGGCAUUUAAAGGGGAGUCGGUCCUGUUUCAGUGUCAAGCAGCAGGAUGGUACCCUGAACCUACUCUGCAAUGGCAGGUGCAUGACAAAAAGGUGAGUCAGGAUGAAUACAACAUCAGCGUAAAGGAGAUGGAAAACUUCUUCACCGUCUCCAGCAACCUCAGCAUCCCAGCAGAGAGGAGCUCUGUGGUGGACUGUUUGGUUUCAGUGUCUGCCCUCAAAGCACCUCUGAAGAGCAGCAUCAAUCUAACAGUGGUCGCAGAGGUGUUGGAGGAAGAGGAUGACUGCACAGUCCUGGUGGCAGUAAGCGCCUCUCUUGCCGCUCUUCUGCUGCUUGUGUUGCUCUCCCUCUGCACUGUCCUCUGCUACAGACAAAGGAGAAAAGCAAAAAAAAGUCCACAGGAGGCAGUAAGGUUCGACCAAUCAGUGUUUGGGGGAAGCUCGGUUGCUGAGGCGACAGGCGGGAAUGUCAACCAGGGGUUUUCCACUGAGGACGCAACAGAUGUGAGCAGCAGUGAAGUUAUCAUCGGAACUCGCAGCCAGAUGAACUUUGACACCUUCCACAAGGUUCCUCAUGUUGUCCACUCCAGCAGCCUCUCUUUGCACACUGAGGGCCAAACCACAGAGUUUCAAGAAGACAACACAUAUAGCAUUGUCAGAAGGAUUACCACAGUUUAAAUACUUUUUAUUUUGUAUUAUUUGCAAAUAUAUUAUUUACAUUCAUGUUUUAUAUUAUUUUAAAGCACUAUGAUAUUGAGCUUGAUGUUCUUCAAUAAUUCUUUUGCAUGCCCUGAUAAUCUCUGCUUCUUUUUAUAUUAUCCAUGCAGGCCAAAGUGAUUCAUCAUUCAUAGUACAAUUUUGUUAUAUAAAUAUGUUCAUAUCAGUGUUGACACAGCAGAGAUGUUUCUACAGAAGAUGCUCUUCAAAAAAAUAAAUAUUUGAAAGUCCUGCAGAAUGUCUGAAAACUGCACUGAGAUCAAAAUGAUUGCCUUUUA